Messenger RNA from Engraulis encrasicolus (European anchovy), 616 nucleotides. Its product is annotated as ubiquitin carboxyl-terminal hydrolase 37-like. NCBI's taxonomy places the organism in Eukaryota, Metazoa, Chordata, Actinopteri, Clupeiformes, Engraulidae. Gene Ontology annotation, molecular function: cysteine-type deubiquitinase activity. The coding region runs from base 17 to 616 and encodes 199 amino acids. The transcript has 6 exons. Gene Ontology annotation, biological process: protein deubiquitination. The record is from RefSeq and is a predicted model, not a curated record.
AGGACCAGAGGUCGUGAUGGUGGAAAUAGUCACCCCUGCACUCCCUGUCAAGGAGGACAACACAGAGCCGUUGAGAACAUCCAGCCACGCCUCCAAGGACUGUGUUUCAACAGCGCCUCUGCUGAGGCAGGAGUCAAGAGGAGACCAGGCUCGCCGCACUGACACAGAGCUUGUGGCAUGUUCACAGCAGCAACUCCAGCAGCUGGCGUCAUGCAGGGGGCUGCCUAAUCUUGGCAACACGUGCUACAUGAAUUCCACCUUGCAGUGUUUGCUAAGUUUGCAGCCCUUCUGCCGCCAGCUGCUGGAGCAGGAGCAGCUGUGGAGUUCUGAGGCUCAUCUCCUCCUCAGGUCCUUCGUAGGACUGUCUUCAAGUCCUAACGCUUUGAAGAAGGUCACUCACCUUCGUGAGCUCAAGGCCCAGGUUGCCCUGUGCAACGGGCAAUUUUACGGCGCCUCACAGAACGACGCCCAGGAAUUCCUGAUGGCGCUCCUGCAGAACAUGCAGGACGUUGGCCGGGACCUGGGCACUAUCAGCCCGUACAGGUGCCCAGUGGCGUCAAAGGUCUCCUUUACCGUGUCCUAUGAAAGGACAUGCCAAAGGUCAGUGGGUUGCUGA